Messenger RNA from Carcharodon carcharias (great white shark), 6247 nucleotides. RefSeq names its product transmembrane O-mannosyltransferase targeting cadherins 1 (gene tmtc1). Gene Ontology annotation, molecular function: protein binding; mannosyltransferase activity. Gene Ontology annotation, biological process: protein O-linked glycosylation via mannose. Bases 48 to 2843 code for a protein of 931 amino acids. The transcript is spliced from 20 exons. The record is from RefSeq and is a predicted model, not a curated record. NCBI's taxonomy places the organism in Eukaryota, Metazoa, Chordata, Chondrichthyes, Lamniformes, Lamnidae.
GGGAGCGGGGGGGAGCUGCCGGAGGAUGCGAUGCCCGAUGGUGAGAGAUGGGAGUGCGAUCGGAGGACAGGGAGACCCCGGCCGGGGCUGCGAGCCUUCUCCCCUCGCUGCCUCCCCUUAGCCUUGCCCACGGGCUGUGCGCCGCUCUCUGCGCCGCCGCUUACUGCAACGGGCUGAGCGGAGAGCUGGUGCAUGACGAUGUGUGGGCGAUUGUCAACAACCCGGACCUCCGCACCUCCGCCCCGCUCCCCAGCAUCUUCCUCAACGACUUCUGGGGCAAGAGCAUGAGGGACAACAGCAGCCACAAAUCCUACCGGCCCCUCUGCACCCUCACCUUCAAAUGCCGAGCCGAGACUCCAGGGUCUGUUCAGAAGAUCAAGCAGUUGAAUAAAACAUUUAUUGUAAAGUUGAAUAUCUUCCUGGGUGGCAUGACUCCUUUCUACUUCCACAUGGUCAAUGUGGCCCUGCACUGUGCUGUGACAUCGCUGUUGCUCUACACGUGUGACAAGGCUGUGUUCCAAGACAGGCGCCUGGCGUUCUUAGCUGCUCUUCUCUUCGCCGUACACCCUGUUCACACCGAAGCUGUGACGGGGAUUGUGGGUCGAGCAGACGUGUUAGCUUGUGUCCUCUUCCUAUUGGCUUUUCUCUCCUAUCUUAGGAGUGUGAACUGUAGCUAUAUCGGGAAAUAUUUUCCCCCCACCAGCUCUCCAUUCUUCCUGUUGCUAAGCCUUUUCUUGGGUACUUGUGCGAUGCUGGUUAAAGAGACAGGAAUCACUGUCUUUGGAGUAUGUCUUAUCUACGACCUUCUUGUUCUGUGCUCUAACAGACUUCUGAUGAACCUACCUGCUGAUAGGAUCAAAGGAAUUCUAAAACUGUCUGCACCAUACCUGAAGAGAGCUGGUUUUGUAACUGUUUAUGUUCUUCUCAUCCUGUUUUUCCGAGUGUGGAUCAUGGCAGGCUCCAUGCCCAACUUCUCAGAGCAGGACAACCCGGCUUCAUUCUCGCCUUACCUCCUCACUAGAUUUCUUACAUACUCCUACCUGCUGACCUUCAAUGCCUGGCUACUGUUGGCACCAAUGACCCUCUGCUACGACUGGCAAGUGGGGAGUAUCCCGCUGGUGGAAUCUUUGUGGGACGUGCGGAAUGUGGCAACAGCAGUGUUUGGUCUUGGCAUGGUCCUGUUGACUUGGAACUGUCUACUGUCUGUACAGAGACUGAAACACAGAGAGGUUUUAGUGGGCUUGCUGUUCCUUGUCUUCCCAUUCAUUCCUGCCAGCAACCUGUUUUUCCGAGUGGGGUUUGUGGUGGCAGAGCGGGUGCUGUACAUGCCCAGUAUGGGAUACUGCAUCCUCGUUGUCCAUGGCUUGAACCGAUUGUGUGGAGUUCUCAGUAAAUGGGGAGCGAGCGUCGUCACUGUAUCCACCUUGCUUGUCCUGGGACUGUUCUUCUGGAAGACCCUGAAACAGAAUGAGGUGUGGCUGUCCAGGGAAUCCCUGUUCAGAUCUGGAGUUCAGACUUUACCUCUUAAUGCCAAGGUGCACUACAACUAUGCCAACUUCCUGAAAGACUAUGGUCGUCAUGACGAAGCCGUUUACCAUUACAAAACAGCCCUGAGGUUGUAUCCACGUCACGCCAGUGCACUGAACAACCUUGGCACAUUGACCAAGGAUGUGUCUAAGGCGGAAGUCCACUACAGACAGGCCUUGGAGUUGAACCCUCAGCAUAACCGGGCACUCUUCAAUCUGGGGAAUCUGUUGAAAUCUCAGAAGAAACUGGUCGAGGCUGAACAGCUACUGCGUGACUCUGUUAGGUUUGGUCCCCAGUUUGCAGAUGCCUACUCCAGCCUUGCAGCUCUUUUGGCUGAACAGGAGCGAUUUGGAGAGGCUGAUGAUAUAUAUGUGAGCGGCAUUGAAAACUGUCCCGAAAACUCCGACCUCCACAACAACUAUGGCGUGUUCUUAGUUGACCAAGGAGAUGCGAAUGGAGCCUCGGCUCAUUACCUGCACGCCAUUCAGCUAAAUCCCAAACAUUACGUUGCCAUGGUGAAUCUCGGUCGACUGCUACGUUCAGCUAACAAGAACAAGGAGGCUGAAACCUGGUACAGGCGAGCACUCGAGGUAACCAGGACUGUGGAUGUUCUGUCUCCACUGGGGGCUCUGUACUACAACACAGGGAGAUAUGAGUUGGCUCUACGUAUCUACAAAGAGGCCAUUACAAUGCAGCCCACAAACAGCGAACUACAACUGGCAGUGGCCCAGGUCCUGUCUGUGGCUGGCAGAGCCAAAGAAGCUGAGAGACUCAUUAAUCAAGUGGCGAGUGAAAGGAGUGACUGCCUGGAGUGUCAACGCCUGUUGUCUGUUAUCUACAGUAAAAAGGGCAACCUCAAAGAGGCACUUGAUGCUGUCAAAAAGGCCGUCAAAAUGAAGCCCAAAGACCCCAAAAUCCUGGCGGAACUUUAUUUUUCAGAAGGGAAUCUCUUGAGGGAGCUGAAUCAGCUGGAUGUGGCAUUUAAGAGCUAUAAGCAGGCGGUAGAGUUGAGCCCAGAUCUGUCGCAGGCUUGGAUGAACAUGGGAGGGAUCCGGCACAUAAAGGUCAGCAGAAAAAAGGUCCAUUCCUUCAACUUGGCAAUAUUACUUAAUCAACUGAGUACAGCUGCAUCCAACGUAUAUGCUUUACAAACCGGUGAUUAUAAAGCGGCACGUGAGUACUACGAGAAAGCCCUGGAGCUCGUACCAAAAAGCAAGAUUCUGCGAGAAAACCUUGGUAAAUUGGACCGUCUGGAGAAGAGGUUGCAAGGAGAAAGGAGGGAUGAGCAGAGCCCUCUUGAACCAAGCACAAGGUGACAGAAGAAUGGCUUGCUCUGGACUUUCAUGUGUCAUAGGAAGAGGGGAAAGUACUUUGGUUCUCGUAGAGUCCUCAAUGUCUGAAGUGACAAAGGAACCUUUCUACUGUGAAGUAAACCAAGAAAAGUUGAUCGUGAGUGUAGUUUUUUACAGUUGAAAGUUGGUGCGACUCAUCUAAGCUCAAACAUUUGCAUUGUCAUUGGGAAUCGCAACUUCUCCUGCCUCAUGGCUUCAUUUAUUGAUCUCCAUUCCUUUAUUUGGUGCUACCCAAGAUAGCUUGAAGCAGCUACCAUUGAGCCCGAGGAACUGCAACCCCUUCCAUCCUCUUUACCCCUUCCAUCCUCUUUACCCCUUCCAUCCUCUUUACCCCUCCUUGCUGUGGUUUUCAUAUUUUGCACAAGGCAAGUUCUGUCAAGACUUAAGUUAUUCAUCCCCAUGCUUACCAAAAAAUAAAUUAUUUAUCAAACAAAAUCAAAUAGUCAGAAACUAGUUACUGUAGAGAAUUCCACAGUAUGUCCCUUCGCUGCAGUCUAUAUCAAAGCAAGCUGAUCAACGAGAAUGUGUGAUUUUCUACUCUGUGUAGGCUAACCUUACUGGACCUUUGUGCGUAUAAAAAAUGAGCAGCAUGCAGCAUUGAAGUUUGGCAGGAGUACAACAUUCUUUCCAAGCCAUUCAGCAUAAAUCACAAUGUACAGUGUGUCGAUGUUUAGAAAUCUUAGGUCUGAAAAUCUUAAUUGUUUUUUUUUCUGGGCAAGUCCGCACAGCCAAGAUGUUAGCACUGAGAUUCUUCAUCGAAUAGUGAGGCAGAUAACAAGCCCAUGUAAGCAGAAAGAGGGCAUGUUCUGUUUUAAGAGUAAAGUGAGUGAGAAUCGUCAGACUCGAAAGGUUCCUGCUUCCUGUGCUGGUCCCCUGAAGAUCUUCCCCAAAGGCUGUUGUGAGGUUACCUGAGCUCAAGGGUCUUUGGAUGGCUCGGACAGAUGUCAUUGCAAGUUGUAGAACCAACUUGAGUUCACGUGUCUGACACAGGAUGAGACCAAUUUAAGAUUGAUGGCGGGAACAAGAGAGUGUUGUACUUCCAGAUAGGCCACUGAAGGAGAAACCUCUGGGAUCAUUGAGAAAAUGAUUGGAUGAUGUGAUAGGGGAACGAUAGUGUCUUUCUAGGUGAAUGAGCAAUGAGAAGCUGAAGAGCCUUUCUGAUAUUUCCAUUUUGUUAAGAAUGGGGCAAUGGUCAUCCACCCUCUUGUGGGGGUGGCACUGUUAUUGGUCUCAGUACUCUUGCUGAUUCCCCACACACUAACUCGCCAUUUUGAGUUCUCUGUAAUAAAACACGUACAAAGAAAUAUUAAUGACUAUUCUAAAGAAAGAAUUGGCAACAUUCUCAUGAAUGGGUUCAAUUGCCCUCUAGGUACUUAAAAUUAAAGGGGAAAAAAAUAUUUCUUUUUGAGGCAGUGACAAGGUCAGUGUCUAAAACUUCAGCAGUCCUGUGGCCAAGAUGGAUAUGGCUAGCUUUACAUUCCUGAUGGCUCUCUGCUGAUUCCUGCCAGCGCCUGGGUAAGAUUGGCUUUGUCCUUGAUGCCCCUACUGGACUAAUAGCUAACCGCUGCAUCCACUGUAAACAUCUGUGCAUUGGGCAAGAUUCUUGGAAGGCCCCAGUAGAACUGUGCUGAGGCCAGUGGUCAACAGCUUCAAGAGGAGAGUGAAGAAAAUUGACAGAAUUGGUUUUUUUGUAAUGAAGGUGUAAAGAUCAAUGCUAAUGGGCUCCUUUAGACAGCAUUAGCAACGUCUCUUGUUUAACGAGAGUUUGUUUCCACCAUCUCUCUCAAUUGCUGACGAUGUAAAAAUUAGGACCUGACAUGAUGUUGCAUAAUUUCCAUGGUAACAAUCCUUCAUCUGUGAACAGCUCUUUUAACUUGUACCUGUUGUCGUUGAACGUGCUGGCACAGCUUCACCAUGGGACUGUGACACUGCAGAAGUCAUUCCCUGAUUAAUGCCUGAAGUGGGCCUCCUUCACCCAAGCUGACUGCUCCACAUCCCUGUGGUCUCCCACCGGCAGCUUACCCAGCCCACCGGCCUGCUCCCCACACAACCCUCCACUGUGCCCACUCAGCACUGCAGAGCCCCCGCUCUGCUGUACUAAUCCACGCCAGUAUGUCAGAAGUCAAAAUCGGGCACCUGUACAAAAGCACAACUCGAAAUCUUAACAUUGUGACAAGAUCAAAGUGGCAAUGAUUGAAACGUUACCCAUUUGGCGGGUGAACAAAUAACGAUUGUGGGGGUCAUGCCUGGUUUAGAUUUUUUAUUUCAUCUAAAGGUUGUGACCAUGACUCCUGUCAUCCAAACUGCUGUUCUCCUGCCAACAUGUUUCUAAGUAUCUCUAUUUUUACAUAAAGUCUAUAAUUUAUUUAUGAAUAAGUAUUAAAGCUAUAAUAUAUAUCAUUAUUGCUAUAUGUGUAGAAGAUAAUGAAGUGUUGGCGUGCAUUAUAUACACGUGCACUGAGCCUGUUGAUUUUAAAUGCAAACAUUUUAUACAAUUGUACUGAGAAGUGCCACGCAGCUUUGGGGCUUUAACUGAGUUUUUCCAGUGAGGUUUCUCUGAGAACAAGACUGGAAUUGCUUGGUCUUAUUUCAGGUGAUACCUGCUGCGGUUGACAAACAGAGGAGGCUGAACACCAUAUCAGUCUGGGGAUUUGUACCUGAUUCACAGAAGUGAAAAGUUCGGGUCUAAUUCACAGCACGUCCCAGGAAUUCUACGGGAGCUUGACUGUUUCUGUCCAUCAGCUCGGAGGGUGAUGCACGAUAAUACGAUACAAAACUUGUGCUUAAAUCCAUUAAGUGAAAGGCUUUUAUAAAAUAAAUUGCUGAAAACAGUGUAAAACUAAGGAACAUGGGAUAGGGAAAGUGGAGUUGAUACAGAAAUUCACUCAUGAUCCAAUUGACUGAUGCAGAAUCAAGAGACCAUAUGGCCUACUCUUGCUCCCAUUUACAUUUUUAUGUUCAUUCUCACUGUCUAACCAUUGGAACUUAUCCUACAGUUCAACCUCUAGACUCUGGACAGUAUUUCACUGCGCAAAAACUGGACCCUGUCUCACGGCUGACAACAAUUUACGAACAUUUAUUGAUAAUCCCGCCAGACUUGAAAGGGACUGGAAAUUGCACAGGGUGUCCUAUAUGACCUGCUCUGACCUUGGUAUAUUGGUUCAGUCCUCAAUUUUCCUACAAAACAGUGUUUAUUCCUUUUCCUUAAUUUACAAAGUGUUUGCAUUUAAGCUGAUAAUUGUACAAUGUAUCUUGAACAGUGUAACUGGUUCAUUUGUCUGUCUACUCCCAUUGUGUGCAGUAUUGAAUGAAGGAUAACCAGUAAAAAAAAGUUCUCGUUUGAUGUGCUAUAAAGGCUUACCAUCAGG